AUGUCAAACCAAGAAAAUAGAACUUGUAAAGGAUGUCAUGUUCGUCAAAGCAAUGAAAAUUUUCUAAAUGAUAAAGGUGUUGCUUUAAAAAAAUGUUUGCACUGCCGAGAUAAACUUAAAAUUGCUCGUUUAAAAAAAAGUGCUGAACAAUCUGACGCAAUAAUUAAUUAUUCAGAUAUUACUGAAACUAUAUACAACCAUUUAAUUUCUCUAAAUGAUACUAAUGAACUUUAUGAAGGUGAAAAUGUGGAGUUAAACCUUGAUCUUGAUAUUGAAUUAUCAUCUUUUCUUGACUUUAUUUCAGAAAAAGAUGAGUCAAAUAAAGAAAACCUUGAAAUUGAAGUUAGCAAUCAUGUAAUAACACUUAUUUCGGAAGGUGAUGGCUAUUCAUGGGUUUAUCGGAAUAAAAAUCAAAAAAAAGACUCUCUUCAUAUAUUAUAUUAUUGCAAUUGUCGAAUUGAGCUUGGAAAAUGGCAAGUAAAGCAUCCUAUAUUAGAUAAACAAAGAGACACAUCUACCUAUUUAGAACUGCAUGUUAAUACUACGUAUGAAAUUAAAAGAUUUAUCCAGGAUAAUCUUAAUUGUCCUGUUUCAGAAAUUUGGCGCCAAAUUCGAGAAAAUCAAAUUAUUGGACAUGAAAACAUAACAGUUCAACAGACCUAUUAUUGGUGGUCUAUUCAAUCUCGUAAGGCAUACUGCCGUGACACCAAUUCUUUAUUAUCAGCAAAAUGUUUGCUAGAAGAGUUUAACCAAGAAAUUAUAGUAAAUAAUCUUAAUACUUCUGCGCCCGCUCUUGGAUUUUUAACAGAAUUGUUUUACAAAUUGAUUUACUAUAAUUUUGAAGCAAUUGAAAUCGAUGCAACUUAUGGUACCAAUAAUUUGGCAUGGGAAUUAUAUGCUAUUAUGGGUGUUAUAGAUGGUACUGGAUUUCCUCUUAGCUAUCUUAUAAUUUCAGUUGGAAAAAUUCGAAAUAUAACAGGGAUUCUUACUCAGUGGAUGCAAGCUUUAAAAGAACUAAACCUGAGAAACUUUCCUUUUAUUUUAACUGAUAAAGAUUUCUCAGAAAUCAAUGCAGCACAAACUCAACGUUUAUCAUCUAAUAAAAUUGGUACAUAUUAUUCUUAUAAUCCAAAAGUUGCACAUGAAGAAUGUUCAUCAAUUGAUCCUAGUUGGGGAAUUUUUAAUAAUUCAAAUUUGGUAUUUUGCCCUUUAAAGUUACGAAAAACUGUAAUUAGCAUUGUUGAAAAUCAUUCAAAUCGUCAUAUGUUGUUACUGAAACAUGAUGGUACCUUUAUUACAAAUGCAGACGAAAUUUGGAAAGAGUGUGUUAAAGAAAUGAUAGAAUUUUGUAAAGAAAAUGAAUUACUUCAAUUAUGGGUUUACUUGUGGAGAGAAUGCCAUAUUAAAACUACAAUGAUUGUUGAGUCACAUUGGCGACAUAUUAAACAUGAUCACUUAUACAAAUUUCUCAAGCCCAGAGUUGAUCAUUUAUGUUUUAUUCUUGUUAAAAAAGUAAUCAGCCAACAAUUAUAUCGAAUUCAAUUACUUCAACAAGGUCGCUAUUCAGUACCAUGGCGGAAAGAGUUUAAAAAAGAAUGGAAGCAACAUGAAAAAAAAACCACACAAUUAAAUGGCAAAUAUUUUACAGAUUCAACAAAAUGGAUAUGUGCAUGUCCUGCAUAUAUUCAAAGCCGUUUUUUUUUGUGUAAACAUCUAGUUAAUUCUGUUCAAAAAGUUGAUGCAAUAUUCUUUAAAAAAGUGCAAAGAAAUGGAAAUUAUCCAUUAAUUUCAUCCUAUGAAGGUGAACUGGUAAAUGUAUUUGGUAUGGAAGCUCCUCAAAAUUAUAAAGUUUCAAAUAUUUUAUUGAUCCAAAAUUCGAUUACUGAGAAUGAAGAUGAUUAUAUUAUCGAAAGUGAUAAUGAAGAACAACAAACAUAUGAAACUGAUUUUGCUUAUUUAUGCGAAGUAUUAGAUAAGGCUAAAGAAUUGUUAAAAGAAUCAUAUAACAAACCAAAACGGCAUCUAUGGUUAAAAAAUGUUCGCAAGAAUUUCAGAUUGUUGGAAAAGAUGAAUAAUGAUAUUAAAGCACUAGAAAACCGUCGAACAAUGCCAAAAACAUGGAAAAACUUUAACAAAAAUACAAUGUAUUGGGAAUAA
Rhizophagus irregularis DAOM 181602=DAOM 197198 is the source of this 2157-nucleotide messenger RNA. The record is from RefSeq and is a predicted model, not a curated record. NCBI's taxonomy places the organism in Eukaryota, Fungi, Glomeromycota, Glomeromycetes, Glomerales, Glomeraceae.